This is a messenger RNA of Paramecium pentaurelia, 910 nucleotides long. The record is from the annotation of a GenBank genome assembly. NCBI's taxonomy places the organism in Eukaryota, Ciliophora, Oligohymenophorea, Peniculida, Parameciidae.
AUGGAAGAAAAGGUUCAAAAAUAAUAUAUUGAUUGUGUUAAAAAGCUGCAGAGAUUUAUCUAAAGUAGCGUUAAUGACUAAAUUAGACUAUCCUGAUAGAGUACCAGGGAAGGUGCAAUAAAAAUUGCAAGUUCUCCAAUCGUCAAUUGAUAAUCAUAAGUAAGGGAAAGCGAAGUUAUUGUUAGAAGAAGAGAUAUAAUAAUUAAUAAAUCCACCUAUUCCUGUGAAAAUUCGCAUGUAUAUUGAUAUUGUGAACUCGUUUAUAUAUUUUGAAGAUGAAGUAUAGGGACGUCUUGAAAUGAAAAAAAAGUCUGGAUGGUUUUGGAAUGAUAAAAUUUAAAAAUUAAAUAUGAUGGAUCAUAAACUUCUGAUAUCUAGGAAUGAUCCAAAGAAGAAAUAGAAAUAAUUAAAACUGUUAGAUUUAUCUUUAAAAUGGUGUACUUUAUUUUUAUAUUUAUUAAGGUGUGAAUCAAUGAAAAAUAAGUUUUGUUUCUAAAUUUGAGGAAAAGAAAAAUUCUUAUUUGGAAGUGAAGAUUUAUAAUAAGCAGAGAGAUGGUUUGAUUAUUUAAGGUAAUGUUGUGCUUUUAUAGAUGAUGAUUAAUUAAAAAAAAUAAAGUAUGAUUAUAAUAUUAUUAAAUGAAGAUAAUAAAAAUAAUUUUUACGAUAAUCUGAAGAUUUAAAUCAAUCACUUAAUAUUUAUCCUUAAAAGCAUUCAGAAAUAAUCUAAUCUAUGCCUUAGAACAUAAUUGAUGAAACAGCAAAAACUCAUCACAAAACCUAAUCUUAAGUGUAAACAAAAUAUAUGGAUAAUACACAAAAAUAAAAUGAUUAAUAAUAAUAAUUAAUAAAAAAGGAUUAAAAUUUUCUGUUAUAUCUAUAUAAAAUGAUAAAGAAAAUAAAUAAAAUGUGA